AUGCAAAGCAGAGACCCAGACGCUCCAGUGAGUCGAGUGGUCGUCACAUCGGAGACUGUUGUUCCAGAAGCUCCGUCCCCAAUUCCACCGCCAGCACAGUUCGAAGAGGUCAGACGAGUCGCCGUUUCGCCUCCACUUCCUUCAAAAAAAAUGACUGACGCUGAAAAUCCGUUCCGACCGGAGGAGAUACUGUACCAUGAGGUGGAUCCGAUUGUCGAGCAGUACCUCCAUAAGCCAUUCCCGCCAAGCAGACCCGGCUCUGCUCAGAAUACGCCCACCAAACAGCAACACUUUUCACAGGCAAGCACUCCACCACCAACUACCAACGAGUCCCCAUUGUACCUCCAAAACGGACUGAGCAAAGAACAGUUGGUACAGAACGAGAAAAACGAGGCGAACCAUUCGGAGCCACUACUUGCCGAGCAUAAUCGCACCGAAGAAUACGUCGAAGAGUUGCCACCAGCAGGAAAAGUCGAGUUAAUACACGUGAAGAAGAAGAAGUGCGGAUGUUGCUCAGUACAGUAA
Messenger RNA from Caenorhabditis remanei, 525 nucleotides. RefSeq lists its product as uncharacterized. Lineage: Eukaryota; Metazoa; Nematoda; Chromadorea; Rhabditida; Rhabditidae. The transcript has 5 exons. The record is from RefSeq and is a predicted model, not a curated record. The coding region runs from base 1 to 525 and encodes 174 amino acids.